Molecule: messenger RNA, 447 nt
Organism: Grosmannia clavigera kw1407
Lineage: Eukaryota; Fungi; Ascomycota; Sordariomycetes; Ophiostomatales; Ophiostomataceae
Exons: 1
Coding region: 1-447 (148 amino acids)
Source: RefSeq, a predicted model, not a curated record
AUGACCAGCUCGCCUCUUUGCACAACCGACGACUACGAUACGGACUGUGAUUACCUCGUGGACGAUAGGCAUCUCUUGUUCGAACUGGCUCCACGGCCGCGGCUUCUUGCAUGGUCCACAGCCGAAGAAAAAUCUAAACCAGUGACAUACACAGAACAUGUCAACACGACAUCUGGGGAGGCCACAAUCUCCUUUGGACAAAAUUCUGCCUGCUCUUCCGGUCUGACGUUGAACAUUGACACCGGUAUGGCCACUCUACGCUCUACUACAGAGAGUGCAGAGGGAAAAGAGCCAGGAUAUUCAGAAAUACGUAUCGGUCCGUGCCCUGAGGACUCGGACCGGCAGUUGAAGCAAGAGCCAUGGGAAACCGCUGUCCGUGUCCACAGGGUCGAGGUAUACAGUUGUACAGGAGGUGUAUAUCCGCACCUGGCUGUCGAACGAAAAUAG